This is a messenger RNA of Cucumis sativus (cucumber), 1739 nucleotides long. RefSeq lists its product as uncharacterized. Lineage: Eukaryota; Viridiplantae; Streptophyta; Magnoliopsida; Cucurbitales; Cucurbitaceae. The transcript is spliced from 8 exons. The record is from RefSeq and is a predicted model, not a curated record. Bases 223 to 1239 code for a protein of 338 amino acids.
AACAGUUGACUCGUCGACAAUAAAGAUAUUUCACAUACCAACUUUGCGUGAGGAGCAAGUCCUGAGAAGAGAGCUAACAUAUUAACUUCAUAUAAACUAAUCAAAGAAUGUUUCCCUAUAUUCGAUUAAAGCUACUGUCUAAUCCCUUUCCCACCAAGAAUUUGGAACACCCAUUGCUUUGAUUUUGAGCCUUUUUUGCAUUGGGCAAAGAACAGCCCCGCCAUGCACGGAGGGGAGUUCGAUUAUGGAGUGAAGGGUGUGGUGGAGGAAGAACAGAAACCUGCUGGUGAUGAGCUGAUAGUGGAUUAUUAUGAUUAUCUACACCAAAUAUUCGAUGAAAUGCCUGUUCCAGUUCGACAAUUUUCUUUUGUCAAAGUUUUGCCACUUGAGAAUCCUGAAGUAUAUGCCAUGAUCAAGAAAGCUGAAGAGACGAUUGGAAAGAUGAAUCAAGAUCAAGUUCUGUUAGCUCAGAAGAUAAGGAAAAGAGUUAUGGAUGGCGAUGAUGUGAGGGCAAAAUUAUGCAUGAUAAAUUACUAUGAUAACUGUGGAAUUUCCCCAAAUUGGGAGAAAGAGAGAUUGGAUACCCUGCAUCUAUCACUAGAUAAACUGACUUUUGCAAACAGUGCAUACAAAGAGAAAUCGAUUAACUCGUGCUUGUCGGGAGGGGAAGUCGAUAAGCAGAAACUGUCAUUUUCGAUAGUACAUGGCCGUAAAAACAUGGCUGAUGAGAGAAAUCUAUUAAGGGAGAUCAAAGCAAGCCAAGGGAAGGAUGAUGGCAUGACAGUAGAAGAACUCUAUGCUCCUAUUCAACGCCUAAAAGAGCAAAUGUGCUACAACUAUAGGGAUUGUGCGAAAGCCGCUGAUGAUGCUGCUCGUAAUAAAACCAUUCUCAAAGACAUCAAACAACAUCAAAUUGCUAGAGAGAAAGCUAUUGCUGAUGCCGUUGUGAAUGGAAAAUUGUGGAACUCCUUAGGUUCACAAAAAGCCAUACGAGCAGAGUUGCAGGAGGAACACAGCUACGAAUACAACUCAGGUCAGGUUGAGCAUAAUCACAAAAAAAUAAAUAUCAAAAUUAUAAAGUUAAAAAAAAAGUUGGAGAAGAUAGAAAAGGAUAUAAGUUCUCUGCAGAAACGCUUGAAAGAUACCAAUCGAAAAAAGGGCGCGGCAUACAGCAUCAUUCUUAAGCUGAAGAAGCAAUACGAAGAGGAGAACGCUGGUUCCUCUCCCAAAGAAAGUUGAAGAACUUGCUGAGAAGAAAGCAUUGCAGCACUUCAAGAAUUAUUUCGAGCACAGGUUGAAAAGGUUAUACAACAUAACAAUUGCCUCAGAUUUCAAAAGUGAUUAGGAACAGAGAGUCGAUGUCUUUGUUAAAAGAGGUGCUUUCCUUAACUAGAUUGCAAUGGUUGAUGAAAGAUGUGGAAGGUCAUUGAUUUAAAUCAUGGUUGACUAAAGAUGUAACGUAUGAGUUUCUUUGGUAACCAAAUAUAGUAGCGUCAAGUGGUUGUCUGAUGAGAUUAGUCAAGUUCUAGCUCUCAUAGAUUAAAAAGUAUAUACAUGUCAACAAAAUUUCUCAGCUUGUGUCCUUGUAAAAUUUAUUGUUCACUUGCACAUAUUACAUAUGCUUGAAGAUUUUGUUUGGUUAUUUGUUGCUCAAAUGUUUCCAUUUCUGUAAGUAUUAUUCAAAAAUAUCAAUGUGUACUGAUUCGAAGUUGUAAUGUACUCAAUUUUUUUGUUCGGAA